AACGUAGCUGGCUGUGGGGGGCAAGGCGGCUGUGGGUCUCCUGCCGCGGAAUGGCGGGAAGCUGGUCGGUUUGCCGCCGCGCACUGAGCCUGCGGGCGGUGUCCGGUAACCACUAUGGUCAACCUCAAAUUGCCCAAGGAGCCUUCCUUAAGAAACAUAAAACCCAGUUAAAAUGUAGUAUAAUUGGUGGUUUUCCUGAAAUGAGGAACAACAUUUUGCUCACAGAACAACCUUACAGUACUUUGCAAUCAACAGUGGACCCAAAAGAGAUAAGAAAAUUCCAACUAUUGGCACAUAAAUGGUGGGAUGAGCAUGGACAAUAUGCAGCCCUUCACUCUAUGAAUGAUAUUAGAGUGCCUUUCAUUAGAGAUACUGUUUUAAAUAUACGAAAUGACCAUCAGUUAGGAAGCCCUCUCUCUGGAAUGAAGAUCCUGGAUGUUGGCUGUGGUGGUGGAUUUCUUGCUGAGCCUCUAGGUAGACUGGGAGCUUCAGUUACUGGAAUCGAUCCUCUGGAGGACCACAUUAGAACCGCGGAACUGCAUAAAUCAUUUGAUCCAGUGCUGGAUAAGAGGAUACAGUACAGAAAUUGUACACUGGAGGAUAUUGUGGAAGAGGCAUCAGAAACAUUUGAUGUCAUUGUAGCUUCGGAAGUAGUAGAACACGUGGCUGAUGUGGAAAUGUUUAUCAGGUGCUGUAGUGAAGUGUUAAAUCCUGAAGGCUCUCUAUUUAUUACUACAAUCAACAAAUCGCAGUUGUCCUAUAUUUUGGGCAUUUUAGUUGCUGAGAGAGUACUGAACAUUGUUCCGGCAGGCAUCCAUGACUGGGAAAAGUUCAUAGCUCCAGAAGAGCUGGAGCGGCUCCUAGAAUCAAAUGGCUUUUUAGUGAAGACAGUGAAAGGAAUGUUAUACAAUCCCCUCUUUAGAGCUUGGCGCUGGAUUGGAAGCACUAGCAUCAACUAUGCACUCCAUGCUGUGAAAUCAAGUAUUCAAGAACAGUUAGAUCCAAAGGAAGCAUCUGUAGAGAUGGGCGAAGAGCAGCUCCAGUCAGACACUGGCAUCAGAACUGCCAGUUAAGACAUGAUGGCUAAAGUAGCAGUAGGCAGUCGCAGGGGAGAGAGAGAGAGAGAGAGAGUGGCAUAAAUGGCUGUAAUAAACCAGUAAGGAACAAGCAGCCUCAUCUUCACAGUUCUGGAUGUUAAAAUGUGUCUGCCAGUCUCGGUCUUGUGGUGGAAGAAUUGUUCAUUCUCCACAGUGUCAGAUGUGCAAAGCUCCCGAAGAUGAGUGAUCUUGAAUAAGUGAAUUGUAUAUCUAAAGACUAGGUUUCUGUGCAUGUUAUUGGGAAAGGACUGGUUCUUUGUGAAAUAGUUCUUAAAAUGCAUGCCUCUGAGAUUCCAAAGAAUAAUUAUUGUGUUAGGCUUUUUAGAGUUACUGGUUUAAAAUGCAACACUUUGUAUUUCUAAAGUAGCUGAAUUGCUUUUAUUAUUCAAAUUCAGCUGCUUUCCUAUUUUUAAAUUUUAAAAACACACAACUCUGCUUAUUUCCUGGUUGCUUGGAUAUAAUCUUAACGGUGGUAUUAGAGAUACAGUGGCCUGAUUCAGACAACACGCUAAACCAUGCUGCUUAACCACAAAAUGGUUAAUGGAAUGCAUUCCGUUAACCAUUUUGUGGUUAAGCAGCAUGGUUCAGCGUGUUGUCUGAACCAGGCCAGUCAAUAGCAGCAAAACUCACUUCAGUGUAAAGACCAGUUCUUAGAGUAUAGGAGCUGCUGUUCAAGAUAUGGGUGAGCACUUAAUAUACUCUUCCUACAUGGAACUGCAGGGCAAGGAAAUGGGUACAUCAUCUUGUUGUAAAAUAGAGCCAUACGUUCUUCAUAUCUGACAGUGUACCUUAUCUUUCUCUCUACAGAAAUGUUAGAAAAUGUCUUGUGUUAAGUGGCCUUUGGUCUUGGUUCUAACUGCUUCAAUUGGUAUCUAUACCUUUAUGGGUGGGAGGUGAUGAUAAGAUGUUAAGUGACAGCAAUCUGGAAGCCUUUACUGAAGGGAAAUGGUCAAAGCUUGCCUACAUUCUUGUAGGGGGAACACAAGACUCUGGUCAGCCUGCCUGCCUGGUCAAUCUUGCAUCUGUCACUUCAAUGAUACCUUAACACUAUCAGCAGAUUGGACUCACUGGCCCUUCUCUUUUGACCUCAGUAUUGUAUCCAGGCUCAAAUUAAGUCUUUUUGUCCAAUCAUCUGACAAAAUGGCAGGGGAAAGUACUUUAUCUGAUGUUGAUAUUACCUACCUUAAAGAACCUUGCACAGGAAGACGUACUUUGAAAAGGCAAUGUAAAUCUCGUUUCUCUUUCUUAUAAAGGCAAUAGUUAAAAAUAAACUGCUGGCUUUAAAAAAUGGGAAUAGCUGAGACUGCUCCCUUACUAUUGUAAUAAGGGGUGGGUGGGGACAGGACUCAUAUAGCUCUGCGCCAAAGCAUGAAGAUCUAAAGUCUGCCCUGCACCUAUUAAGAUCUUCAGAAGCAAGCCACAAAUGCUUUUUGCUAAAACAGCUCCUACCACCCUUUUGGAACAAUGAAGAAUAAUUCCAUUAAAUAUUACUAUCAAUAUUUUAUGUGAGGUUGUGAUAGCACCAUUGGUGCCUAAUAAUCAGUGUAAUAGAAAAUGUUUUCCCUAUCCAUGCUUAGGCAAUGAAGGCACUUGUCAAUAGAAGCUUGCAUGAAGAAAUUGUUUUCCAGAUUUGUAGCCAUAAAGGGAUGGGAUAAUUCUCUGAACUUCACUAAGUUACUGCAUUGUUCUCAGUGAAUGAAGGCUCCUGUCCUGAAGCAUUCUGUUGUAGUCCAUAUAGCUGAAGGUCUGCAUUUAAAGGACUUGUUCCUUGCCAGUUGCAGUAACUAUGAUUCCUGCUAAUUGUAAGGCAAAGACUUUGCUAUAUUUGCAGUAGCUUUUUAAUACCUGUGUUAACCAGGCUCCAGGAACACAGUGCUUAUGCUAUCAGCAGUAAGUGCAAGGGGCCAUCAAGAGGACCAGGGCCAACAUAUCACAGGUUCUUGUCUAAGCAGAUUAGAUUCAAAGAAGAACUACUCUUCCAUAAUGACACAAAUCUCCCCCAGUUCUUUUAACCAAGAGUAGGGAGGAAAAAGUCAUUGCUAUCCUGCUAUGCUUUUCUCAAGUUGAACCCUGGCCCAGGAAAUAUUUUGUCUCUAGGAUUCCUGUGUCCUAGAAGCUGAUUCAGCCAAUUAAUCAAGUUUGGAAAAAGAAAUAAUGCAAUGGCUCAAAGGGAGUAGACUAUUACCCUCCACUGACUUUCCCAGGAGGUCAAAAUAAAAUCCACCCCAGUUAUCCAAUGAAUUAAAGUGGAAAAACUUUCCUUGGAAUUAAAGGAUUGAAAGAGGACAUUAAGGCCUUUCUGUCUAAGUGCCACAUCAAUGUUUUUUGUCUUUAGAAUGGUUAGUUGCGUGCCUUCAGUGGUAAAAGUAAUAUCUAGAUUCCCCUGCUAAGAUAAUGUUUAGAGAGAAGCAAAGAUCAGGGAAAGGUGGGUUAUCUUAAGGUAGGUGUGUGUGUGAGCGUGAGCUCAUGGGAGGGGCACUGAUUUCAAAAGUUACGGAAAUUGGCAUAAUUCAUUUGGGCCUUUUGUAUGAGCAACUCUUUGCUUUUCAAUCUUACUGCUGCUAUGGUGAGCAUUUUGUGUGUGUUUUCCUAUAUGAAAGUGGAUUACACAAAAUCCCUACAAUACCCCUAUUGUAGUUUGGCUGAGAAAAGUCCAAGUGCUCUGGCACAAGUUUAUGCACUGGAAUAAUCAAUGGCCCAUGGAGUCCAACCCUCUUGAUACAAUGCAGGACUACUCGCAUAUCACAGAGCUCCCAAAUUCAGGCCAUGUUCUGAUCCAGCUGUUGUAUCCUGUUAACAGCUAUUCAUUGAUAUAAUCUAAUUUGGUACGCCACAGUAAACAGCCAAUUAGCUUUGUUACCACUGAUGAACACCAAAUACUAGCUCAUCUGAAAAAUAGGUGGCAGAUUUAGGUGUUCUCUGGGUAGUGGUUAAUUAGGAUAUGGUAUAAUUUCAGUCUGUAUUAGUUACAGCCUGUAUAUAUUUUCUACAAAGAAAAGGAUUGAAAUAAAAGCCUUAUUUUCUGAACAAAAA
This is a messenger RNA of Elgaria multicarinata webbii, 4130 nucleotides long. RefSeq names its product coenzyme Q3, methyltransferase (gene COQ3). Gene Ontology annotation, molecular function: 2-methoxy-6-polyprenyl-1,4-benzoquinol methyltransferase activity. The coding region runs from base 51 to 1073 and encodes 340 amino acids. The record is from RefSeq and is a predicted model, not a curated record. The transcript is spliced from 7 exons. Gene Ontology annotation, cellular component: mitochondrion. Gene Ontology annotation, biological process: ubiquinone biosynthetic process. Lineage: Eukaryota; Metazoa; Chordata; Lepidosauria; Squamata; Anguidae.